Messenger RNA from Orcinus orca (killer whale), 3608 nucleotides. It is a transcript of the gene UBXN11, whose product is annotated as UBX domain protein 11. Gene Ontology annotation, molecular function: ubiquitin binding. The record is from RefSeq and is a predicted model, not a curated record. The transcript has 9 exons. Lineage: Eukaryota; Metazoa; Chordata; Mammalia; Artiodactyla; Delphinidae. The coding region runs from base 1645 to 2832 and encodes 395 amino acids. Gene Ontology annotation, biological process: proteasome-mediated ubiquitin-dependent protein catabolic process.
CUCUCCCCCGCCACCACCCCUCAGCCCGCUCUCAGCCAGGGGCUGCCCCUGCCAAGCUCACAGUCAAGGGCUUGCCUGUCCUGUCUCACUUCUCUGCAGGGAAACAUUCCACACAGUUCCCUGAUCCCUCUUCUCAGGACACCCCGGGCUCUUGGCCUCCAUAACACGGCCUCCCUGCCAUCCUCCUGCCUCCUAGGCUCUUCCCUCUCAGCUCCCUGCCAGCUCCAGCUUUUCCAUGUGAUGUUCCUCCUGCCUGGGAUCUCCUCUCUCUCUCCACUCUGCCUCAAACAUGUGCUGUCAUCCGUGUGCUGACAGUUCCCAAAUGUCUAUAUAUCAGUUAAGAAGAUUUUGACUAAAGUCAACGAAAACCCUGAUUCAACCAAGGAACAUCAGGGGGCUUUAUUAUCCCACAUACUAAGAAGUCCUAGGGAGACAACAGCUCAAAGACAUUGUCAGAAGUUCAGGUUUCUCCAGCUUUGCACUGAACCAUCCUUGGGCCUGUCAGCUCCACAUGGUCACGUGGUUACAGCUACACUUCCGGCUUCACACAGAGAGAGACAACAUCCAGGGGAAGAAGGGGGCCUGUUUCUUCCCAUGUGUCUCUCUUGUUUUCUUUCACAAAUGUUUUAAUUUGAAAAUUUGUCAGCAAACAGAAAAGUUGAAAUAAUAGUACGGCAAACACCCAUACGUCCUCAGCCUAGGUUCAACAGUUAGUGACAUCUUGCCAUAUUUGCUUUCUAUCCAUGUACACAUAUGUUAUGAACACAAGUGUAUGUUUUGGAUGAGCCAUUUAGAAAUCAGUUGCAGAUAUCAUGACAUUUCAGCUCUAAAUACUUCCCUUUGCAUCUUCUAGGAGUAAGGAAGUACAUAACCACGAUGCUGUGAUCUCACCUAAGAAUAUGAACAAUCCAGGAACUCUCUAACAUCCCAGUGUUCCAAAAUAUCUCUCAUAGCUUCCCCCCCACCACGAUUUAGGUUCUAAUUGAGGGUCAUGCACUGCAUUUGAUUGUUAUACUUCUUUAGAGCAGAAUCCCUGCCUCUUUAAAAAAAUGACACUUUUUGAAGCGUCCGGGCUACUUGUCCCACAGGAUGUCCCCCGUAGUGAUUUGUCCGGUGCUGUUUAACUUGCUCCUCUAUCCAACGUAUUUCCUGUGAAUUAGGGGCGAGAUUAGAGAAGUGAUUCAACUGAGAGUGAACAUUUUUUUUUUAAUAUUUAUUGGAGUAUAGUUGCUCUAAGGGUGAACUUUUUGACAGCGUUUCAAGGUGAUGUAACCCGUAUGUUGUACCACUCCCUCGUAUAUACAUCUUCGGUGCAUUACAGAAUCUCUGUGCCUCAGUUUCCCAAAACAGUUCAUUUCCUCAGAAAAGCUGACAUAUGAAAAGUGUGUAGAACUGUCCCCAUUAUCUCGGUGGCAGCAGUUGUUACCACCCUUAUUUCUGCUGCUGGGGAGCCCGCUACCUCUCCCUUCCCCUGGACCCCCCUCCCUCUCCCCUCCCCUGGACCCCCAUACCUCAGACUCAGCUCAAGGCCCAGGCUCUAGGACUUUGUCUGGUUGGCAGUCCCUGUGUACCACGACUCGGAGUUGAUGGCCACCAUGGCGAGGAAAGUGCAGGAUCUGGAGCGGCAGGUGAAGGCCCAGGCGGAUGAGAUGCUCUCCAAGGAUCAGAAGAUACGGGCCUUGGAGGAGCUGGUGGAGACCCUCCAGGAGCACCAGGCGGUUCCUCGGUGACUACGGCCUGCAGUGGGUGGGUGAGCCCAUGCAUGAGGAGGACUCGGAGGAUGGCGAGAGGGACUGGAUGACAGCCAAGAAGUUCUGGAAGCCAGGAGACUCACUGGUACCCCCCGAGGUAGACUUUGACAGGCUGCUGGCUAGCCUGAAGGAUCUCAGUGAGCUGGCGGUAGACAGUGACACCCAGCUGACACCAAUGCCCAGCAGAGUGCCACACUGUGUCCUUGAGCCCAUCCCACUGAAGCUCUACCGGAAUGGCAUCGUGAUGUUCGAUGGGCCCUUCCGGCCCUUCCACGAUCCCUCCACACAGCGCUGCCUCCGAGACAUAUUGGAUGGCUUCUUCCCGUCAGAGCUCCAGCGGCUGUACCCUGACGGGGUCCCCUUUAAGGUGAGUGACCUGCGCAAUCAGGUCUACCCAGAGAAUGGGCUGGACCCGUUCCCUGGCGAGGGCCGAGUGGUAGGCUGGCAGAGGAUUCGAAAGCCCUUGGACAGGAUGGAGCACCCAGGCUCCAGGAUGACCGCCGAGAAGUUUCUGAACAGGCUGCCCAAAUUAGUGAUCCGACAAGGCGAGGUGAUUGACAUUCGAGGCCCCAUCCGGGACACCCUGAAGAUCCAGGAGAUCGUGGUGGAGACGCCUGCCUUGGCUGCUGAGCGUGAGAGGAGCCAGGAGUCUCCGGAGUCACCCGUGCCCGCGCUCUCCACGCUGCGCAUCAAGUCUGAGAAUGGCGAGCAGGCCUUCCUGCUGCUGAUGCGGCCGGAGGACACAGUCGGUGAUGUGCGCACCCUGCUUGCACAGGCCAGGUGGGCGCGGGGCUCAGCUGGCGUCCGCAGCGGGGCUCUGGCCCCACGACCCGGCCUGAUUCGUUCUUCCCUGUCCCCAGGGCCGUGGAGGCCACCACCUUCGAGAUCUUCAGUACGUUCCCGCCCACAGUCUACCACAAUGACGCUCUCACGCUGCAGGCCGCGGGCCUGGUGCCCAACGCCACGCUGCUGCUUCGGGCGCGCCGGGCUCCGCUGCCCGCCCCCGGCCCCGAAUAAAGCGCCCACCCCAACGCCGGCUGCUCUGCAAGGCUCUCUUGGCAGGGCAGCCCAGCAGCACUAGCUCCGCCAAGGAGGGGGCGGCGCCGCCCCUCUGUAACUCGAGCCCCAUCUGGCGGGCCUGGCCGCUGGGUCUUUGUCCUCUAGGUUCCUCUUUCUGCCCAGAAGGGCUAAGCUGCUCCAGGGGAGAGAGGGCCCGCCCCAGCCCAGCGCCUCUUGUGCCAGUGUGCAGAUCCCUGCGCACAGACACGCGCAGGGCCACAAGCACGUGGGGACACUUCAACACUAUGCAUCAAAGCCACUGCCCCAACGCUGACAGAACUGCAUCUGGGCACCCACUUCCAUGACACACCCACACCUAGCCGAGCUGUUGGGACACAGGCAGGUGGCCACGAGGCACAGCCGCGUUACUGACUGGCAUGCAAACGUGCAGUAUACACCAAGGUAAUGGACACCAUCACGUGCAUGUGCACUGGAGGGUGACCCACCCACACUCUCUAGAAACCGUUGGUCCACACAGGUAUGUGUGUGCUGGACAUAUAUCCAAACACACGCACUGUCAAUCGCACACAGAGGUGCCACACGGGAGCACAGCCUCAGCACAAUUACAUCUACCAGACUUGCUCAGAGCAGGGACCCGGGAUGUCCACGCAACACCAAAGACACGAUGCCAAUGGAAUGGAACAUUUAAUUGUUUCUGCGGUGCUCCCGGAUGGGGAUUGCGGGGCCUUUGGCAGAGCCCUGGCUAAUGGAACCAAGAAAGGUGCCUAUCAGCCAGUGCCAGGCAGGGUGGCAGCCUCAGGGCCAGGCUGAGGACAACCAGCACUUGGGCUGUUGCUU